CUCCCGGGCGCCGGAGCGGCGUUUGCGGGCGCGGGCUGCGGGGCUGGCGCGGGGCCGGCCGCGCUGCGGGCCAUGGCGCGCCUGGGCGCCGUGCGCUCGCACUACUGCGCGCUGCUGCUGGCCGCCGCGCUGGCCGUGUGCGCCUUCUACUACCUGGGCUCGGGCCGCGAGACCUUCUCCAGCGCCACCAAGCGGCUCAAGGAGGCCCGCGCGGGGGUCCCCGCCGCGCCCGCGUCGCCCGCGCCCGGCCCCGGCGCCAAGGCCAAGAGCCUGGAGGGCGGCGGCGGCGGCGGCGCGGGCCCCGUGGACUAUCACCUGCUCAUGAUGUUCACCAAGGCCGAGCACAACGCCGCGCUGCAGGCCAAGGCCCGCGUGGCGCUGCGCUCCCUGCUGCGCCUCGCCAAGUUCGAGGCGCACGAGGUGCUCAACCUGCACUUCGUGAGCGAGGAGGCCAGCCGCGAGGUGGCCAAGGGGCUGCUCCGGGAGCUGCUGCCGCCCGCCGCCGGCUUCAAGUGCAAGGUGCUGUUCCACGACGUGGCGGUGCUGACGGACAAGCUGUUCCCCGUGGUGGAGGCCAUGCAGAAGCACUUCAGCGCUGGCUCCGGGACCUAUUACAGCGACUCCAUCUUCUUCCUCUCGGUGGCCAUGCACCAGAUCAUGCCCAAAGAAAUCCUGCGGAUCAUUCAGCUGGACCUUGACCUCCAGUACAAGACCAACAUCCGGGAACUGUUUGAGGAGUUUGACAACUUCCUGCCAGGUGCUGUCAUUGGCAUAGCAAGGGAGAUGCAGCCUGUGUACAGGCACACGUUCUGGCAGUUCCGCCAGGAGAACCCCAAGACCCAGGUCGGGGGCCCUCCGCCCGACGGGCUCCCUGGCUUCAACAGCGGGGUGAUGCUGCUGAACCUGGAGGCCAUGCGCCAGUCCUCGCUCUACAGCCACCUGCUGGAGCCCGGGCAGGUGCAGCGACUGGCCGACAAGUACCACUUCCGCGGCCACCUCGGGGACCAGGACUUCUUCACCAUGAUCGGCAUGGAGCACCCGGAGCUCUUCCACGUGCUCGACUGCACCUGGAACCGGCAGCUGUGCACCUGGUGGAGGGACCACGGCUACAGCGAUGUCUUCGACGCCUACUUCCGGUGCGAGGGCCAUGUCAAGAUCUACCACGGGAACUGCAACACCCCCAUCCCCGAGGCCUAGGGCCGUGCCUGGCCCCUGAACCUGGGGUGGGUGGGUGGGGGAAGAGAUGCGUACCUCUAAAACCGGCCCCACAGUGAACCCCGAAAGAGCCACUGUGGGGAGCGUCUGGGUGCUACAACUUUCCAACCCUGGGGUUCUGCUUUCUUAGUUUUGGUGGUGGCCAGUCGCACUGCCCUUAUGGGCAACAUGACAGACAGACAGACAGGGAGACGGGAAGUCUCCGGGUGCCUGGGAGCAAGCACUGGCAAAGAAGAAAAGACAGGAAGCCCACCCCUUGCUUACAGUUCCCAAAGAAUGAAAAUCUCUUUAAGACUCUGCCUUUUGGGGACCAAAUAGAAAUUGGUUUCCAGUGGGAAGCCUUCCAUUGGAAAUAACGGGGCCACUGAAGAUCCUGAAAAGCUCUGGACGAGAGAGCCAGGGGCUGAGCCUGAGCCUCCAACCCGCGGGGAAGGGAGGCACGUGCUUGUCCCGGAAAGCUCCUGCUGGUAGAGGAGGGGAGAGAGUGUCUCUCUAGAGAGGUCUCACUGUGGGCGCCCUCAGUGUUCUCUGCCCACAACAUUCCAGACCCUCAUUACCCCGACUUCCUCCAGGCCAGCUCUGCAUUGACCAGGCUGUGUCCGGACACCAACUAAUCAAAUCUUCCAUUCUAGAGCACAGAGUUAGCAGACAGGCACUGGCAUGGUCCCCCCCACCCCCCGCAGCCCCCCAUGUAACGGGGAAGGGGUGCUUCGCUCAGCUCAUCAACUUUUUCAUCUCUUUGUAAAACCAGCCUGUUGUUGCAUCAUGGAGAAAUUAGGGUGUCAUUUCUUCAUUCUUUUAAAGAAUUGUGCUGUGUGUGUGGUGGUGGUGGUGGUGGGGCAAAGGGGGUGGGUGCUAGGAAGAUAGUACGGGGGGUUAGAGCACAUGCCCUGCCUUCACUCAGCCCUGGGUUCUAUCUCCAAUGCCUCCAAGCCUCUUGAGCCUCGCUGGGCCUGGCCUGGGGCCCCCUGAGCAUUGCCAGGGUAGCCCUGCUGGUCUUGGGUGCAGCAUGGCCCCAGCAGGGCUGAAUUCUCGAGGCCUAGCACAGCAAUGGGCAUGGCUGGCUGAGUAUUGCUGGGAGUAGCCCCCCAGUCCCCCAGAGAACUGCUUGGGAGUCUCCAGCCCCCACCCCUCGUUCCAUAGGCAGGUGUGCUGUGAGUCACCUGCAGACAGGAAGCUGCCGGGGUCCAUCCUGUGUAGCCCAGGGAGCCCCUCCAGGAAGCCAUGUUGCAAGGUUCUCAGCUUAUUUCCCUUUUAAAAAUUAUGUUUGCCACCAACGAGAAUAGCUAAUGAAUCAUUUAGAGAACAUGAUCUAGGAUGUUCUCUGAGCACAGUGCCCUGCCACGGGGAAGGCCUCUGGCUCUGGAGAGGAGUACAGUCCCUCCACAACGGUGAACAGGGGGGCGUGCAGUGCCAAGGGCGUGUGCGAGAAGGUCACUGAGGGACAGCCAGGAGUCCCGAUUCCAAGUGAGGAUCUGUUUCAUUCUGUGCAUUGCAGGCCCACCCACCCCUGAGAGCAAAAAGCACCCCUCUCCUCUCGCCCUCCGCCCUGUGGCCUAUUCCAUACCAUCGGCCCAGUGGGCUGGGGUCCACUGCUGUCCACACUCAGCCCCUGGCCCCCAUACAACUGGCCUUUUCGCUUAGGUGCUUGAUUUCCUGUUUUGAGCUACCAAUUAUUGAAUGCUCUGUGCCAAGCACUGUCUCUCAGCAAUUAUAUAGACUAUCAAUCAUAUUCAUGAAAACCUCAUGAAGGUAACUCAUAUUCUCAAAUUUAUUCCAAGUAAAAAAUUGAAGACUGUGAACAGAGUCAUUGUUUAUCAGCAUUUUUUAAUAGAAAAGAGUUGAAAGCAGUUUUAAAUGGGAAAUAGAUAAAUAAUGGAUGUUGCAUACAUAGAAGGGAAUACUUUAGCCAUUAAAAACCAUAUUUUUGAAAAAUAUUUAAUGCUUUGGGAAAUGCUUCAAUGUGUUAUGAGGUAAAAAUGCAAAUAAAAGAUGUAUAGGGUCA
This is a messenger RNA of Sorex fumeus (smoky shrew), 3220 nucleotides long. RefSeq names its product xyloside xylosyltransferase 1 (gene XXYLT1). Gene Ontology annotation, molecular function: UDP-xylosyltransferase activity. NCBI's taxonomy places the organism in Eukaryota, Metazoa, Chordata, Mammalia, Eulipotyphla, Soricidae. Bases 73 to 1197 code for a protein of 374 amino acids. The transcript has 4 exons. The record is from RefSeq and is a predicted model, not a curated record.